GCGUAACUUCAUUUCCGAUCUCGGACUAGCAUGUGAAGAUGGUCAAACUAUGAAUGGGAGUCUUAAAGGUGUGAUUCCAUAUGUUGCGCCAGAAGUUCUUGCCUGCAAACCUCACACGAAACCUACAGAUAUUUACAGUUUUGGUAUUGCCAUGUGGGAGUGCACAUCCUGCCAACCACCAUUUCAUAAUAUGGAUUUUGGUCCAGAUUUAGUUUACGAUGUUUACUGUGGUUUAAGACCACCAAUAAUUAAAGGGACUCCGGAAAGCUAUGUUCAGUUAAUGAUGCAAUGUUGGGAUCCUGAUCCUGAAAAACGUCCCACAGCUCACAUUUUAGCCGAGACUUUGGAAAAUGGAUCUUAA
Messenger RNA from Acaulospora morrowiae, 361 nucleotides. The record is from the annotation of a GenBank genome assembly. NCBI's taxonomy places the organism in Eukaryota, Fungi, Glomeromycota, Glomeromycetes, Diversisporales, Acaulosporaceae.